AUGCCCUCUCUGCGAGAUUUGGCAUUAAAGAGAAAUGAAAGAUUAGAUCAGUUACGAAUCCGCUUCAAUCAAUCGAGCGUAACAGACAAAGGGGGGUCUAGUAAUUUAAGUGAAUCAGUAAACGAUUCAGCAACAGUUCGGUUAUCUGAUUCAUGCAACACUCUUGAACAAGAAACUAUUGAUGGGGAACAUAAUAAGGUCCAGCAGCAAUCUUCCGAUCUGAAGAAAAAUAAACAACAGCCAAACACUGACAGGAUCUGCGAAACUAGCGAUCUCAAAGCCAAACUAGCGCCUGCUAUAGAAGUGUUGGAAAAAAAAACAAAUGAAAAGAUUAAGGGCAUAGUAAAUAGAAGAAUAUUACAGGAGGCAUCUUAUGAAAGUGAUAGCAGUCAUUGA
This is a messenger RNA of Saccharomyces mikatae IFO 1815, 396 nucleotides long. RefSeq names its product Ntc20p (gene NTC20). Bases 1 to 396 code for a protein of 131 amino acids. The record is from RefSeq and is a predicted model, not a curated record. The transcript has a single exon. Lineage: Eukaryota; Fungi; Ascomycota; Saccharomycetes; Saccharomycetales; Saccharomycetaceae.